AUGGGUCAAUUCGACUGGUUCCGAUCCAUUGGCGCGACCCCCGAGGCCGUCGCAGUUCUGAACGACCAGCCCAUUCUCUUCACUAUCCUUCUGAUUGUCCUCGUCGCCGUCACCCUCCAGGGAAAGAAGAAGAAGGAGCCGAAGAAGGGAGGCAAGGGAGGAAAGAAAUAA
This is a messenger RNA of Colletotrichum phormii, 171 nucleotides long. RefSeq lists its product as uncharacterized. The transcript has 2 exons. The record is from RefSeq and is a predicted model, not a curated record. The coding region runs from base 1 to 171 and encodes 56 amino acids. Lineage: Eukaryota; Fungi; Ascomycota; Sordariomycetes; Glomerellales; Glomerellaceae.